Molecule: messenger RNA, 621 nt
Organism: Ilex paraguariensis (yerba mate)
Lineage: Eukaryota; Viridiplantae; Streptophyta; Magnoliopsida; Aquifoliales; Aquifoliaceae
Source: the annotation of a GenBank genome assembly
AUGGUGAGAACUCCAUGCUGUGACAAGGCUGGACUGAAGAAUGGUACUUGGACUCCAGAUGAAGAUAGAAAGUUAAUAGCUUAUAUCACCCAGUACGGGUGUUGGAACUGGCGUCAACUUCCCAAGUAUGCAGCCCAUUCACCAGGAAGAACAGACAAUGAGAUUAAAAACCACUGGCACACCUACCUCAAGAAACGCUCAAAGCAAAACUCAACUUGCGAUGAACCAAAAGUGAGCUCCGACGAUCAUUCUCACGGUGAAACCAGCAGUACUGAUCAACCAUCUCCUUUAAACCCUGAAAAUCACCGAAUCCUUGAAAGCUGCCCAUUGUCUCCACAACUAGUUUCUGGUGAAUUUUCGACUUCAACCACAGAUUCUGCCGGAGAAAACGGCAGAGAGUUAGGCCGAGAUGAUGAUGUUUCUCCGGCGGAAAUAUUUGCAGAACCGGUCGGAGAUUUUUGGACAGAACCAUUUUUGGAAGACGAUUACAACAGCAUGAACGACUUCGUGGCGCCAUUUGUAGAUCCUGGGCUUUUGUAUCCACCUUCUCCGAUUACUGGGGUGGAAUUUUCAUGCUCAGAUGGUUUGUAUAAUGAUCAGAAUUACGCCUUAAACUGGUAA